Molecule: messenger RNA, 4680 nt
Organism: Cyclospora cayetanensis
Lineage: Eukaryota; Apicomplexa; Conoidasida; Eucoccidiorida; Eimeriidae
Product: probable phospholipid-transporting ATPase IA
Exons: 19
Coding region: 1-4680 (1559 amino acids)
Biological process (GO): phospholipid translocation
Cellular component (GO): plasma membrane
Molecular function (GO): ATPase-coupled intramembrane lipid carrier activity; ATP hydrolysis activity; ATP binding
Source: RefSeq, a predicted model, not a curated record
AUGAGAGCUGCCAACCCUCCACGUCAUGCCGCCUUGAGAUGGCCACACCUCACCCUUCCCUCUUCAGGGGACCUUGACAACGGCUGCCUCCGAACCGUCACGUCGAAAUACACCGUUUUGACUUUCCUGCCAAUAAAUUUGUGGGAGCAGUUUCAGAAGACGUCGAAUGUUUAUUUCAUCGUCAUUUGCGCGCUACAAUGCAUUCCAGCAAUCUCAACAACAAACGGAACGCCAACGCUGGCUCUUCCUUUAGCGGUUGUUGUCACAGUAAAUGCAUUCAAAGAUGCGUAUGAGGACAUCCAAAGGCACAGAUCAGACAAACUCGAAAACUUGCAGGUUACACACUCCUUGCCGCGGAAUGCUGCAGACGCUGCGGAGGCUGCACGGAGAGACACGCGGCAAAAGCAAAGGGCUGCAGAUGCAGCCGUGCGGCAGGGCCUUAGAGCCAGGGAAGGCGAUCAGCGGCAGCAAAACGCCGAAAGAGAUCGACUGGCUGGUCUGGGGCUUGUCAGUCGCAAAUGGCAAGAUGUGCGCGUGGGAGACCUCGUGGUCUGCUUCAAGAACGAGGCCUUUGCAGCCGAUGUGUUGCUGCUGGGAUCGUCCGAUCCCAAGGGCCUAGCGUUCAUCGAGACGAGCAGCCUGGACGGCGAAACAAAUCUGAAGCUGAAGCAAACGGCGAAAGGCAUGGCAGCUGCUCUACCGUCUUCGCUGCCGGAGGCCGUGAAGGCGGCAAAGGCUUUUGAAGGCAAGCUCGUCACCAAGCAGCCCAAUCGUGAUUUGGGAGUCUUCGAAGGGCUGCUCCAUUUGUCUACCAAGUCGCAAGCAACCCCUGCCUUCGGCUCUUCCCGCAGCCUACGGCCAGGACGUCAAGGCUUCCAAGGGGCGCAAAGCGCUUUCAACAAACCCGUGGCAGUCGGCUACUCCCAAAUCCUCCUUCGAGGUUGCAGACUGAGGAAUACGGAUUGGGUCGUUGGACUGGUAGUAUACACGGGGAAGCAAACCAAGAUUCAGAUGAAUAGUGGCAGCGCUCCUCGAAAGCUUUCUCGGGUAGAGCGGUUGACGAAUCGUCUGACCUUGUCCGUCUGGGCCUUACAGGUAUUCCUGUGUUUGUUGGCAGCGUUUCUCCAUUUGGCUUUGGUGUACUGGCAUUCGACAACGGAUUUUUACAAGCAGUUUGCGGAGAAGGGGAGUCAGUCCGCUACGCUUUUCUGGUUUGUGAGCUUCUUUACGUGGAUGGUGCUGACGUGCAACAUGGUACCGAUCUCGCUAGUCGUUCAGAUGGGCAUGGUGAAGGCCUUGCAGGCAUUCUUUAUUCUCAAAGACAAGGACAUGAUGUCAGGAGAGGAAGUCUCAGCGAGAAGGAAGCGGAUUUACCUGCCAACUGAAGAUGUUUUGACGAGUGGCGCCUUUCGAGGGGGUCAAGCAUCACUGGGGGAAGCAGCAGCAAGCGGACGAAAAGACACAGCAGCCGGCAGAGGCGGGCUGGAAGACGGACUUGGAAGGAGAGCAGGCACCAAAUCGCUCAGGGGAGAGGACGCACACGCUUCCCUCAUUCCUUACGCAAAAAACUCCACAGCCAAGGCCGAAGGAUGGAUCGUGUCUGGGAGCGUUGUGGAAACAGGAACCUCUUUUGCCCACUACCGACAGUACAGCAAAACACGGAGUUCAGCGAAUUCGCGCCGCAGCCGCGAUCCUUCAACACUUGCUGUCUCUGCUGCCGCUAAGGCUCCCACCAAACAGGGGGCCUGGCCUCGCACAAGCGACCUCAACGAGGAGCUUGGUCAAGUUGGUUAUAUCUUCUCUGAUAAGACAGGAACACUCACACGCAACGUCAUGGAAUUCAAAAAGUGCUGCAUCAAGGGAAUCUGUUACGGAACGGGUAUGACAGAAAUUCGACGUCAAGUUCUGCGUCGGCUUGGGGAGCCUGUGCCGCCCGAGCCGCCUCCCCUUCCUGGAGAUGAGGAUACACCCCAUGUGCGCAUCAGCGACACCAAACUGCGUGAGCACCUUUCGGAUCCUUUCAGUCCGUGUCACGCACACGCCGUUCGUUUUUUCUUUCAUCUCGCGGUGAAUCAUUCGGUGAUCUGCGAGGCUGCGGAAGACGGAGGCACGACAUACGGCGCGAGCAGUCCUGAUGAGGGAGCUCUCGUGUACAGCGCGCAUCAUUUCGGGAUAUCCUUUUUGGGAAGACACUCGGAGGGGCUGUCUGUUUCCGUAUUGGGGCGGCGUGUGCUUGUCCGAAUUCUAUGCUGCAUUGAAUUCACCUCGAGACGAAAGCGAUCGAGCGUUUUGGUUCAUGUCGGCUUCCCUGAUGAAGGUACCCCUGCUACUGCUGCUGCCAGCAGCAGCAGUAGCAGCAGCAGCGCGUGUGAGGGGCUGCGAGGGAAGAUCUUGCUGCUUACCAAGGGUGCAGAUACGGUAAUCAUUCCGCUGCUCUCUGGCAUCGGUCCCUUGGAGGAAUCUAUGAUCGAAACCAUGGAGGAAUACGCGAAGGAUGGACUGAGAACGCUCUGCAUUGCGCAAAGGGAAGUAUCACCCGAGGAGUUCGUACAGUGGGCAAAAUUCUACGAAGAAGCAGAAAACACGACCGAGAACCGGCAGGAGAGGAUCGAGCAAGUGGCGGAGAUGCUAGAGAGGAAUCUUGAGCUGCAGGGUAUCACGGGCGUGGAAGACAAGCUGCAGGAGGACGUGGGUCCUACCAUCGAGAAGCUGAGGCAAGCAGGCAUUAAGGUUUGGAUGCUGACGGGUGACAAAGUCGAGACGGCAGUAAACAUUGGCGUAGCGACCUCGCUGCUGUCAGAGACCAUGCAGAAGACUACAUACGUGUGGGAAGAAUUGGGCAGCAAGGAGCGGCUUAUCAAGAAGUUGCAGCAGGACGUUCGUUCGCUUGCUGCAGAGAGGCGGCAGGAGAAGCUUGCUGCCCUCUCGGUUGGUACGGCUGGCAGCAAGCGACACCCCAGCAAGAACGCAGAAGAAGCGGGAGGGGCCGUGCAGACUGAGCGUGCGAUGCUUGUUGAUGGGGACGCUCUGGCCGUGCUGCUCGAGCCUGACACGGCUAUCCAAUUUGCCGCUGUCUGCACUGCAUGCAAGGCUGUUAUCUGCAGCAGGGUGACACCCUACCAAAAGGGAGCUGUCGUAUCUCUGCUCAAAGAAAUGACUGGAGAAGUGACGCUUGCGAUUGGGGAUGGUGCGAAUGACUGCAACAUGAUCCAAGCCGCAGAUGUCGGGGUUGGGCUAAGAGGCGAAGAAGGCAUGCAAGCAUUUAAUACUUCGGAUUACGGCUUGAGUCAGUUCCGCUUUCUUCAGCCCCUGCUCCUGGUGCAUGGCCGCUGGAAUUAUCGCCGCAUCUCACGCCUCGUGCUGUACAUGUUCUACAAGAAUCUCGUUCUGGUUCUGCCCAUGUUUUUUUACGGCGCCUUUUCCCUCUUUUCUUCGCAAAAGUUUUACUUUGAGUACCUCUACCAAAUGUACAACGUUGUUUUUACCGCUAUCCCCAUUACGCUCUACGGAGUGCUCGAUCAGGACGUAGAUCGGCGUCUGUCCCUCAAAUAUCCGCAGCUGUAUCGUUGCGGACAAAACCACUAUUACCUGAAUUUCAAAGUCUUCCUUUUAUGGUGCCUCACCGGAUUCUGGCAUGCAACUGUUGUUUUCGCGCUCCCCCUCGGCGCUCUCGGCUUCUAUAGUAUCCCGACACUCGGAGGACAGCCGUUCGAUUUGUGGAUGUGUGGGAUGGUUGUCUUUGCGCUCACGAUGAUAGUCGUAAACGUGAAGGUCCUCUUGGAAACUGCUUACCUGAAUACUGUAGUUUGGGGAGGGUUUAUUGUUAGCUUGCUGGCUUGUUUGCUCUUCAUGUUCGGCUUUUCGUCGUGGCCAGGAUUUGCGGGAUCUGUCUUGGGAAAUAUUUACUAUCUGCUGGUACAUGCGGCCCCGAGCACAAUCAUUUGUAUGGCAGCUGGACCGACCCUCUGCCUCCUCCGAGAUUGGAUUUGGAAGACUUUCAAGCUCACCCUCAUGCCCGAACUUCACCACUAUGUCCAGCAGAUCGGCUUAGCCGCAAUCAAGCCUCAGAAGCUCCGCGGUCGAAAGGCAGUAACAAUUGUUGCCGCCGCAGAGGCAGCAGCAGCACGAUCACGACCUGCGGGACGCAGUGUUUCCUUUAUGCCAAAACCAUCGGUCAUUCAGUCUCCCGCAGGAACCCUCCUGGAAGGAUCGACUCCGCGUCAUCAGGUAUCUCCCGAGGAUGUGCAUCGUGCACCUCUGUGGCUUGCAUGCCUCGCAUCUCCUUCCUCUCCUUCCUUUGACGCCCGUCGCUCCUUCCAAAAAAUUGUACUUGCACCAUUUUUCUUGCAUUGCUGCGAUUGGGAGAGCACGCAGCUCUCACCUCGGCCGUACAGCGGCUAUGCUUUCAGCGAGGCAGACCCUGCCUUCGUUAACGUCCUGAAUCAAGAUGGCGAUACUCUGCACAGGCAGCGCACUACUCUGAAACCACCCUCGCAAGACGCGGUGCACGGCGGUAGCAGCCGAUGCAACAACAAAAGCCUCAGCAGAAGCAUGAGCAGCGCUCACACGAGAAGGGGGCACAGCGGGAGUAGCAACAGCAAUUUGGAUCCGCAUAACAGCUUGACCAGAGAGUCCUCAGCGUGCACCAACAAGCACGCUGACUCCCAUCAAGGCGCUUGA